AUGUUUUCAGGUUUCGGUGAUAUUCCAGAGUUGCCUCUAGAUGAGGCGUUCCUCUUGACCGCAGCGUUCAAAGCGGAUGACCACCCCCAGAAGGUCAGUCUCGGCGCAGGCGUCUACAAGGAUGAAGAUGGAAAGCCAUGGAUCCUCUCAAGCGUGAAACAGGCCGAGAAAAUCCUUUACGAGGCUAGCCUGGACCACGAGUAUCUGCCAAUUCAGGGCAAUGACGUCUUUCUCAGCUUGGCCCGCGAGCUUGCCUUUGGUGAGACUGGUUCGAAGGGCAACAUCGUCUCUAUGCAAAGCAUUUCCGGCACUGGCGCAAAUCAUCUAGGGGCCAAAUUCCUCGCGGAGCAGCUAGAGCCCAAGCAUGUCUGGAUUUCCGACCCGACAUGGGGCAAUCACCAUCUCCUUUGGACUGUUGCAGGUCCAAACGUUAUCCAGAAGAAGUAUCCGUAUUACGACGCGGCGAAAGGAUCCCUGGAUUCCGAUGGGAUGAUGGCAGCAUUGGAAACAGCAGAGGAGAACGAUGUCGUCCUGCUACAUGCGUGUGCACACAACCCCACUGGUAUCGACCUCACUCCCGAGCAGUGGCGGCCGGUUGCAGAUCUGUGCAAGCGAAAGAGACUCUUCGUCUUCUUCGACUCGGCAUACCAAGGCUUCGCAAGCGGGGACGUCGAUGCAGAUGCCUGGGCUGUACGUUACUUCCAAGAAGCAAUUUUCGACACCCAGAACCCAUUAGCUGGAAUGUGCUUGGCUCAGUCGUUUGCAAAAAGCUUCGGAUUGUACGGCGAACGUGCUGGAGCUUUCCAUCUGAUUCUGCCACCUGGCGUACAGUCUGCGGCAGCCCGGAGUCAGCUCCUCCGGCUUACACGAGCUGAGAUUUCGACACCUCCGCUGUACGGCGCGAGAAUAGUCGAGACAGUCCUUUCAGACCCCAAGUUACGGGCGAUGUGGAAAGCUGACCUGCUGACCAUGUCCGGCAGAAUAAAGCAGGUGCGCUCAAUGCUUAGGCGUGAGAUUGAGAAACUCCCGCGCAGUGGAGAUUGGAGCCGACUGGAGACGCAGAUCGGAAUGUUCAGCUACACAGCGGCCGAGUGA
Messenger RNA from Cyphellophora europaea CBS 101466, 1095 nucleotides. RefSeq lists its product as uncharacterized. Gene Ontology annotation, cellular component: cytosol. The transcript has 3 exons. Gene Ontology annotation, molecular function: pyridoxal phosphate binding; L-aspartate:2-oxoglutarate transaminase activity. Lineage: Eukaryota; Fungi; Ascomycota; Eurotiomycetes; Chaetothyriales; Cyphellophoraceae. Bases 1 to 1095 code for a protein of 364 amino acids. The record is from RefSeq and is a predicted model, not a curated record. Gene Ontology annotation, biological process: L-aspartate biosynthetic process.